UUUUUCUUUCCCCAGCAUGUGUAGCCUCUGGCAUUCAUUUCGAUCCGCCAGCUCUUAGGUCAACUUUGGAUGGCAUCAUGAUUGGUAUUGUUCUCACCGAAGAGUGUGUUCAUGGUCUGGGACAAGUGAGAAGAGAAAGAAAUGGCGAUGGAGAAGAUGGAAGUGAUGUUAAGGUUUUUAGGGUUGCUGUUGAUGUUGCUGAAUGAGCUGCUAUACUGCAUGGCAGAAGGCAACAUAAAUUACUAUGACUUUCUUCUACAAGACUCUAACUUUACGAGGCUGUGUAGCACAAAGAGCAUGUUGACUGUAAAUGGAAGUUUUCCUGGGCCGGUGCUUCGUGCCUACAGAGGUGACACGGUGUAUGUGAAUGUUCACAAUCAAGGAGAGUAUAAUAUAACCAUUCAUUGGCAUGGAGUGAAGCAACCAAGAAAUCCAUGGGCAGAUGGUCCAGAGUACAUCACACAGUGCCCAAUCCAACCAGGAUCAAACUUCACUUACGAAAUCAUAUUUUCCACAGAAGAAGGAACUCUGUGGUGGCAUGCUCAUAGUGAUUGGUCACGUGCCACCAUCCAUGGUGCCAUUAUUGUUUUACCUAGAAAAGGAACUUCCUACCCUUUUCCUGAACCUGAUGAAGAAGAAACAAUAAUAUUUUCAUCAUGGUUCAAGGGGGAUGUUAUGAAGAUGUACAAUGAGGCUGUAGUAACAGGAGUACCAAAACUAUCAGAUGCUUUUACCAUCAAUGGUCAACCAGGAGAUCUAUAUCCAUGCUCUAAUGAAACCACAUAUCGUCUGCUGGUUCAAUAUGGCAAGACCUAUCUUCUCCGCAUUGUCAAUGCCAUCCUAAAUGAAGAGCUCUUCUUCUCAGUAGCAGAACAUAACCUAACAAUUGUGGGAACUGAUGGGGCAUAUAUCAAACCUGUAAUCACCAAUUACAUCAUGAUAAUCCCAGGGCAAACCCUGGAUGUCCUAGUUACUGCAAAUCAGCCUCCUAGUAACUAUUACAUGGCUGCCAGGGCUUUUGUCAGUGGUACAUUUUCCUUCCACAAUGGCACCACCACAGGGAUUUUCCAAUACACCAACUGUUGUAGUCUUCCACUAUCUAUUCUCCAGUACACAAGCUGCUGUAGUCCUCGACUGUCACCUUCCUUUCCAAACCUUCCAAGUUACAAAGACAGCGCUGCUGCAUUAACCUUCACAAAGAGCCUCAGGAGCUUGGCGAACCAAGACUACCCCGUAUAUGUUCCACAAAACAUCAAUACCCAAAUCAUUAUGACAGUUUCUUUAAAUUUAUUGCCUACUCCUGAAGCCUCAUGUGCAAGGGUAGUUGGAAAUAGGUGUUCUGGAGGCUUGAACAACAUAAGUUGGGUCAUGCCAUCUACUGCUAUACUGCAAACCUAUUACAGGCAAAUGGAGCAGAAUAUUUUCACCUAUGAUUUUCCCGACCAACCUCCAUGGUCUUAUAACUACACAGGAGAGAAUUUGCCCUCUAGUUUAUUAGUAGCAAGCCAAGGAACUAAGGCAAAGGUGGUAAAUUAUAGUGAAACAGUGGAGAUAGUGUUCCAAGGGACUAAUGCAGGGGGCAGAGCAGAGAAUCAUCCCAUGCAUCUUCACGGUUACAAUUUUUAUUUGGUAGGUAUAGGGUCAGGGAAUUUCAACAAUGAGACUGACCCCAAGAACUACAACUUGAAUGAUCCACCCUAUGUUAACACCAUUGGAGUUCCCAAGAAUGGAUGGGCUGCCAUCAGAUUCAGAGCAGAGAAUCCUGGGGUAUGGUUUAUGCACUGUCAUCUAGAAAAGCAUGCAACUUGGGGUAUGGAUAUGGUUCUUAUAGUAAAGAAUGGAAGCACUGCCGCAACCAGCAUUCGCCCACCGCCUGCUUACAUGCCUGAUUGUUAA
Messenger RNA from Vitis vinifera (wine grape), 1896 nucleotides. RefSeq names its product laccase-15. NCBI's taxonomy places the organism in Eukaryota, Viridiplantae, Streptophyta, Magnoliopsida, Vitales, Vitaceae. Bases 142 to 1896 code for a protein of 584 amino acids. Gene Ontology annotation, biological process: lignin catabolic process. The transcript is spliced from 7 exons. Gene Ontology annotation, molecular function: copper ion binding; hydroquinone:oxygen oxidoreductase activity. The record is from RefSeq and is a predicted model, not a curated record. Gene Ontology annotation, cellular component: apoplast.